Messenger RNA from Pocillopora verrucosa, 1692 nucleotides. RefSeq names its product radial spoke head 10 homolog B-like. NCBI's taxonomy places the organism in Eukaryota, Metazoa, Cnidaria, Anthozoa, Scleractinia, Pocilloporidae. The record is from RefSeq and is a predicted model, not a curated record.
CAAAAUUCAUGACUCUUCGAAAAACGAAUGUUGAAAACCUGUAUGUGCCACCAAUAAACUGUAAAAUUUGUUAUCUCGCGAUGACAACUGUUCUUGACAGCCUUCAAUUGAUAAACAAGUUACGCGGGUAUUCCAUGACAAGAGACUGUUUGUGUUAGUGACGUCACUGAGUCAAAAUAUACUCAGUCGAAACUCUAUCGAUCUUCGGGAACCUCUCGACGACCUAAUUUGUUGCUGCUUUUUCAAUUUCUCGCCGACUAUUGAGUAACAUGGGUGGUAAACCUGAUAAAGACAGAAAAGACAAGAUAAUCGAGGAUGAUUUUGUGGAUGUAGAAAAGUUUUCAGGACGCCACGAUGAAUUCGGCGAACGGAAAGGUGAAGGAGCGUAUUUCUUCGCUAAUGGGGAUAUUUACGAUGGAGAUUGGAAGAAGGGCAAGAAGCAUGGCUAUGGAAUGUAUACAUAUGCAAAUGGUAAAAGCAUUAAAGGAUGGUUUUACAAGGAUCAAUUCAUAGGAUCAGAGCCAAACGAAAAGUUAAAGAAAAAAUUGAAAAAGAAAAAUAAAAAAUGUGAAAAGGGUGCCGCAACACUUCCUCCACCAGCAAGUCUUGCUUUUUUCCAGCCUGAUGAGAGAGACUCCAAGCCCUUCCCUACAAUUCUUAAAUCCAACAGCCUCGAAGACGUUUCAACAGCCGGCCGGCACGAGCCUGAUGGAUUCCGACGGACGAAAAGUGAACGCCGAGCAAAGAGCGCCUUUAAGAGAAAUUACAGACUUCCAAGCAAAGAAGAUGAAAAGAUGGAGAGGAAGAGGAGCGUGAGGCUAAGGCAGUCAAUCCGCGCCAAAUAUGGUUUGCCAGUACCUUCAAGAAAAAAUCCCUUGCUUAGUGGUUCUGACUAGGAUUGAAUUGAUAUUAAUUCCCAAAUGCAUUUAUUUAUGAACCAUUUAGAUAUAUAUAAAACGAACUGAAAUUAGAGCGCGGUGAUUGGUCGUUGCCUCUGAUCUUUCGGUGUGCGGGCGCAUAGCUAAUGUCUCAGAGAAUUUUUAGAAUCAAACCAGUUUUACUGGGGCUUUAUAUGAGCAAAUAAAAAAAUCAAACAAAUCAAACAAGCCCACAAAAAUACAGAAAAAGGGAAAGAGUCUGAAAAACCACGAUUAAUAUUAUCUUCACUUGGAGCCUUCAAAAAUCCCAGAAUCUGGAACAAAUCUACAAAUUGUCGAGCCACAAGGCGAGUAAUUAACGUCACUUAUUUUACUUUCUGGUCAGGUUCUAGAACAAAUCGAUCACAUGCUUUGUGUCUUUGGUUGUAAGAAUUUUGAUUUCAGAUAAAAAACCUUUACCUCCGUUGGGUGGGUAAGAUACGAAUCCGUUUUGAUCUAUGAGAAGAUCUCGGUUCCAAAUCUUUUCGCUACCUAUAACACAAAUUUCUUCUGCCAGGAUAACUCACUCCUGGGACAAUAGACUAAGGUUUACCUUUUUAUAUAAACAACGCGUGUUAAUAAAAAAUGAGUUUUAUGACUUUUACUUUAAACGAAACAUUUUGUCAACAUAACAUGAAAAUUGUGAGAUUAAAAAAAAAAUACAAAGAAGGGCCACAAAAUGCAAAGGAGGCACCCUGCAGUAUUGGACGAAAAGAAUAUGUAUGUAUAGUUGAUAUAUAGUCUGGGUAGCAUUAAAUAACAAACGGAACGUUAA